Molecule: messenger RNA, 645 nt
Organism: Alternaria infectoria
Lineage: Eukaryota; Fungi; Ascomycota; Dothideomycetes; Pleosporales; Pleosporaceae
Exons: 2
Coding region: 1-645 (214 amino acids)
Source: RefSeq, a predicted model, not a curated record
AUGGCUACUGCUAACAGCUCCGAUAUCAAUGCAACCGAGUCCAUUGAUGCCGAAUAUAUCCCUGUGCCGUUCCUCAGCGUCUAUGAGCGUCUUCCUGCAGGUGCAUCCGUACACCACCCGCAUAUCAUCGAUACAUACCUCUGGUCCAAGCACUUGAGUCAAGACAAGAAACUCCACAAUGUCAAGAUCCAAGACGCAGUUGCCACUAUACUCUACAAGAUGUCAAAGGACAUUCUGGGUCAGUUCCUCGACAAGCGCACUACGUACUUCAAGCUCGCCCAGUGGACCGAGUUUGAUCACAAACGAGCCAGGCUUGUCAUCUGGAAAGAGGGGGCUCAAGUUCUCGUAGGCUACUACUUCGAACACGUUGAAGACAACCUUCUGUACUGGAGCAACGUCAUCCGCUGCACUGUCAACUUUGAUGGUUCUUGGAAUCUCCUGUCUGCCAAGUCUUAUACCUCUACCAAACGAGGACUUCUCUACGCAUGGUCAGAGAACUUCAUCCCGGGCCGCUGGGACGGGGAAAGCAGCGCUGAUAUCACGGAAGAAGAUAUCGUGCACGGCUUCAGCAAGUCCAUGAUCUCCAUGCAGUGCGAUGACGAGAUGGAGUACAAGCGGGAGAUCGCGAUCACUAUGGCUGAUUGA